Molecule: messenger RNA, 132 nt
Organism: Anisakis simplex (herring worm)
Lineage: Eukaryota; Metazoa; Nematoda; Chromadorea; Rhabditida; Anisakidae
Source: the annotation of a GenBank genome assembly
GCAGAUGAAGCAACAUUCGAGGCACUGUGUGAGUUACGAAUUGAUCCGAAGAUAACGUCGAAAAAAUCGCCGAAGAAAUUCGACGAUGAAUCGUGGCCAGGUGCUAGUGACAACACAUCGCAAGUGAGAUGA